Molecule: messenger RNA, 1722 nt
Organism: Arabidopsis lyrata subsp. lyrata
Lineage: Eukaryota; Viridiplantae; Streptophyta; Magnoliopsida; Brassicales; Brassicaceae
Product: isoprenylcysteine alpha-carbonyl methylesterase ICME
Exons: 11
Coding region: 237-1520 (427 amino acids)
Source: RefSeq, a predicted model, not a curated record
AUUUGAUCCUCUUUAGUUUAAUCACACACUUCAUUACAUGAUAAAACGUUAUUAAACAAGCGUUAAAAGCAACGUCGUCUUGUACAACUUUUGGGGUUAUAUCUCUACACACUUCAUUUUUUCUCGUGGAGAAGGAAAUGGAAAGCGCACAAAAGCGAAGAUGACAAAAAAAGUUUGAAAUUCAAAAGAGAAGCAGCACGAAGAAGACGAAGAAUUCGAGAUCCGAGAAGAAGAAGAUGCACUUCCCUCUUCAGACUCAGCAGCCGGAGCAGCGAUGCCGGCCAAUGACCUCGACGGUAUCGGAGAUCGAGGAAGUUAUACCCGAUGAGGACUCCGAUAGAACGACUCUUCUUAACGGUGAACCGUUGCGUCGUCGAGUUUCCGGUAACUUACGGGUGGACGAAGGACCUCGUCGGAUUUUCCGGCAGCAAUCGUUCGGCCGCGAUAUCGGCCACGCGGCAGCUGAGACGUACCUAAUUACUGGACUUAGCUUCAAGCUUCUUCGUUACCUCGGGGUAGGCUAUCGAUGGAUGACAAAAUUACUUGCCCUUACAUGUUACGCUAUGCUGCUUAUGCCUGGCUUUCUUCAAGUUGCAUAUAGUUAUUUUUUCUCAAAACAAGUCCGGAGGAGUAUAGUGUAUGGAGAUCAACCAAGGAACAGGCUGGAUCUGUACUUGCCAAGCAACAACGAUGGCUUGAAGCCGGUUGUGGUUUUUGUGACGGGUGGAGCUUGGAUUAUUGGGUACAAAGCUUGGGGCUCGCUCUUGGGAAUGCAGCUAGCAGAAAGGGAUAUCAUUGUAGCAUGCCUUGACUACAGGAACUUUCCUCAGGGAACAAUUAGUGAUAUGGUGACUGAUGCUUCUCAAGGAAUCUCAUUUGUCUGCAAUCACAUCUCUGCAUUUGGAGGUGACCCCAACAGGAUCUACCUGAUGGGGCAAUCAGCUGGUGCCCAUAUAGCCGCUUGUGCUCUGUUGGACCAAGCUACUAAAGAAUCAAAAGGAGAAAGCAUCUCCUGGAGGGUGUCCCAGAUAAAAGCUUAUUUCGGAUUAUCUGGAGGGUACAAUCUAUACAAUUUGGUUGAUCACUUCCAUAAUCGGGGACUGUAUCGCUCGAUUUUCCUAAGCAUAAUGGAAGGAGAGGAGUCCUUUAAAAAAUUCUCUCCAGAAGUAAGAUUGAAAGACCCCAUUGUUGGAAAAGCUGCGACUCUAUUGCCUCCUAUUAUACUUUUCCAUGGAUCCUCAGAUUAUUCCAUACCAUGCGAUGAAAGCAAAACUUUUACAGACGCUCUCCAAGCUGUUGGAGCCAAAGCCGAGCUUGUUUUAUACAGCGGAAAGACACAUACCGAUUUAUUUCUUCAGGAUCCCUUAAGAGGCGGUAAAGACGAACUCUUUGAUGACAUAGUCUCUGUGAUACAUGCGGAGGACAAUGACGCGCUGACGAAAGACUCAUUGGCUCCUCCCAGAAAGCGUCUUGUCCCAGAGUUGUUACUGAAACUGGCUCGUGAGGUUAGCCCUUUCUGACUGCCAAAAAAACGAAAAGAAGCUUGUUUGUUGAUCAUCAGUUUUUUUACCUUUGUUAGUUGCUGUGUGUUUUAAUUGCAUGAUGUAAAUAAAAACAAACGUUGUGGAUCCACAACUAUUUUAUUUGACCCAUGUAGAUUUGAACACAUCAAUAUGAUUACGUCCACAAGUUUGAAAUCUAAUAAAAGCUUAAAAUAGAUAA